CCCGAUCAGUCUCGAUCCUUCACGAUCUGCUUUACGGAAUCCUUCAAGAACUUUGACAUGUUGGAUCGCUCCAAUUAUCAACAUGUGAUCUUCACCUCCGGGCUCACUCUGACCCCUUUGGUCGAUCCGAUAUCCGUUUCACGUCUCCAGCUUGUUCGGUGCCAUAUAUAUGCGGGAUGCUUCGACCCUCAUGAGACGGUGAAAUCGUGGAGACUUUUCUUUUCAAGAAUAAUCAGAACUUCAUCUUGAUACCCAUUUCGAUUUUCAAGCAACAAAGAUGGGAUUCUUGUUGGGGCCGUGGGAGGUUGCAGUUGUCCUCCUCUUCGGGGCCACAGUUGUGUAUCCUAUCGCCUUCUACUUCUGGGAUCCAAAGAAAUUCCGUCGAUUCCCAGCACCUGGCAUUGCGGGAUUCAGCAACCUAUGGAUGAUGUACCAGCAGUACAACCACCGGAGGCCCAUUGCUACCCACGAGGCGCAUCAAAAGUUGGGCAAGAUUGUGCGUGUAGGACCCAACCAUAUCUCCUUCGUUGGACGACAAGAAACUCGAGAUAUCUAUGGCCACGGUACUCCGGCCCAGAAAGACCAGUUCUAUAUCUCCUUCACCGGAACCCAUGAGAGCAGUCUUGAUUCCACGAAUCGACAAGCACAUGGCGAGAAACGCAAGCGUCUGGCGGCUGCAUUCGCACAAAAGAGCAUUGCAGACAUGGAACACCUCGUGGUAGACGACGUCCAACGACUGCUUAACCGCUUCGACAAAGCCGCGGCCGAGGGCGAGCUCAUCAACGUUCGCUGGUACAUCAACCUCCUGUUGUUCGACUUGACUGGUAGCCUCGUCUUCAGUACAAACCUCGGGUGCGUGGAACGUGGUGAUGAUAUGAUGCAAGCCCAGAAGCUUGACGGCACGAAGUUCAUGAGCAAGCCCGCCCAAGCACUGCGCAACUCGCUCCGGAUUGGAUCGACCAUGGGCUGGUCUCCAAAGCUUUUCAAACUCAACAAACGUCUGACCUGGUGGCAUCCAGGCUGGACCGGCGGCGCCAACUUCACCUCUAUCGUGUUGAACCUCGUACGAACUCGUCUGGAGAAGGAGAAGGAAGGCGUUGAGCUUAAUGACUUCUUCAAAUCCCUGGUCUGGACCAAGGAUCGUGAGCCUAUCGGUCUCGAGCUGGGCGAAAUGGUGGCUGAAUGCGGUCUCCUCCUCAACGCGGGCUCGGAUACCACAACCAUUGUCCUGGUCGGCUGUAUCUAUCUCCUUACCAAGUGGCCACGCGCAGCUGCCAAGUUGCGCCAGGAACUGGACGAGGUCUUUGACGAUUCUGUGACCAUUCCUCCUUAUGAUAGCGUGAAGAACCUUCCUUACCUACGUGCUUGUGUUGACGAGGCUAUGCGAAUGCAUCCCCCGCUCAGAGGUGGCUUGCCUCGAGUAACACCACCAGAGGGGAUGAUGAUUGGAAACGAGUGGAUUCCAGGUGGCACCACGGUUUCAGUGCCUACUUACACGCUACACCACGAUCCGGAUUUGUAUGAGGAUCCAUGGACAUACAAACCGGAGAGAUGGCUGGCGGACAACGCGGCCGAUCUGCAAUCUGUCUUUUUGCCAUUCUCGGCCGGUGCAAGAGCUUGCGUUGGUCGAAAUGUUUCCUACUUGGAAUUGUUAGUAAUUGUAUCUACACUUAUGCACCGUUAUGAAUUUGAGUUUGAGAACCCUGAUUUUGAGCUUGAGACAAAAGAUACUGUCAACGCUCAUCCUGGGCCUAUGAUGAUGAAGAUUACGAACAGACAAUUGUCUACUAGAUAAGACGGAGGAGAUAAGAGGGGGAAAAGCAGCCGAAGGACAGAAUCCUUCUCUAUUCUAUGUAUUAGCUGUGUCUAGCUAC
Molecule: messenger RNA, 1874 nt
Organism: Amorphotheca resinae ATCC 22711
Lineage: Eukaryota; Fungi; Ascomycota; Leotiomycetes; Helotiales; Amorphothecaceae
Exons: 2
Coding region: 278-1795 (505 amino acids)
Molecular function (GO): oxidoreductase activity, acting on paired donors, with incorporation or reduction of molecular oxygen; iron ion binding; heme binding
Source: RefSeq, a predicted model, not a curated record